AUGGGAUUUUGUAAAUUUUCCAUGUACAAUUUCCUAUGUUUGGUUAUUGUUUUGUAUGGUGUCCUUGGUGCACAAAAUUCUCAGCUUAUGAAUGACAAAGCAGCAUUGCUUUCUUUCAUGUCAGGGAUUGUUUCAGACCCUGGACAUGUCCUUCAGAAUUGGAACUCUUCGGAUGUUCAUGUUUGCAACUGGGCAGGAGUGAGGUGCAACAAUGAAAGCGACAGUGUCAUAGAGCUUAUUCUCAAUGCAACAUGGCUUAGUGGCACUAUUUCUCCAUCGCUAGCCAAUCUUUCUUCCUUGACUAUUCUUGAUUUAUCAAGGAAUUUCUUUAAAGGUCCUAUUCCUAAAGAGUUGGGCUCUCUCUCUCGGCUCAGACAACUCAGCUUGUCAUGGAACUUUCUUGAGGGGAAAAUUCCAUACCACUUGGGAUUUCUUCAAAAUAUGGUAUAUCUUGAUUUGGGAAGUAACAAGCUUCAAGGUGAAAUCCCGGAAUCUCUUUUCUGUAAUGGGACUUUAUCCUUGAAGUAUAUUGACCUUUCUAACAAUUCUUUAAGUGGAGAAAUCCCCUUAAAGAAUGAAUGUGGGCUUAAAGAGUUGCGGUUUCUUUUGCUUUGGUCGAAUAGGCUUGUGGGACAUGUACCACGAGCCCUUUCAAAUUCCACACAACUUCAAUGGCUGGACUUGGAGUCUAAUAUGUUAACUGGGGAGCUACCAUCAGAGAUUGUACUUGAAAUGCCAAGGUUACAAAUACUCUAUUUGUCCUAUAAUAGUUUUGUUAGCCAUGAUGGUAACAACAACCUUGAACCUUUCUUUGCUUCCUUAGGAAAUUGUUCUGCCCUUCUAGAACUCGAAUUGGCGGGAAAUAACCUUCGUGGGAAAAUACCUCCCAUUAUUGGUGAUCUUUCUACCAAUCUUGUGCAACUUCAUCUCGAUGACAAUCUUAUCUAUGGCUUUAUUCCUCCUCACAUUUCAAACCUUGUGAAUCUUACCCUCUUAAACUUGUCUAGUAACUUAUUAAAUGGUUCAAUCCCACCUGAACUAUGUCGAAUGGGAAAGCUAGAGAGAGUUUACUUGUCAAAUAAUUCACUCUCUGGUGAGAUUCCGCCAACUCUUGGCAACAUUCCCCAUCUAGGUCUUCUAGAUUUAUCGAGAAACAAGCUAUCGGGUUCAAUUCCGGAUAGCUUUGCAAACCUUCCCCAAUUAAGAAGACUAAUGCUUUAUCAAAACCAGCUCUCAGGAACAAUACCACCAAGUUUAGGCCAAUGUGUCAAUUUAGAAAUUCUAGACCUCUCUCACAAUAAGAUUUUUGGGGUGAUUCCUAGUGAAGUUGCAGGAUUGAGAAGUUUGAAGUUAUACUUGAACUUGUCUAGCAAUCACUUAUCUGGGCCUUUGCCAUUAGAGCUUAGUAAAAUGGACAUGGUGCUAGCUAUAGAUUUAUCCAAUAACAAUCUCUCUAGCACAAUCCCAACACAACUCAAAAGUUGCAUUGCACUAGAAAGUCUCAACCUUUCGCGUAAUUUCUUAGAAGGCCCCCUUCCAUUUUCAGUAGGGCAAUUGCCUUAUCUAAAAACACUUGAUGUGUCUUUGAACCAAUUGAUCGAUGCAAUACCACAAUCUUUGCAGGUGUCCUCUACUCUCAAGCAUGUGAACUUCUCUUUCAACAAAUUCUCUGGGAAUGUAUCUAAUGAGGGAGCAUUUUCAUUGCUCACCAUAGACUCUUUCCUUGGAAAUGAUGGCCUUUGUGGCUCAAUUGAAGGCAUGCCAAAGUGCUCAAAUAGACAUUCUCAGCUUAUGCUUAUUUUGUCAAUUCUCCUCUCAUUACUUGCCAUUCCCAUUGUAUGCAUACUUGGGUACCGUCUUGUACAAAGGUCAAGAAUCCAAUCACAAUUGGAAAUUUUCAAUGGAGGGGACUUGCAGGAGGAAGAACAAGAAAGGAAAGAGCUCAAGCACCCUAGAAUCUCAUAUGGUCAACUCAUUGAAGCCACCGGUGGGUUCAGUGCUUCAAGCCUAAUUGGUUCAGGCCAGUUUGGUCACGUCUAUAAGGGAGUUCUUCAUGAUAAUACAAGAAUUGCUGUAAAGGUUCUGGAUACAAAGUCAGCUAUAGAAACUCCAUGGAGCUUUAAGAGAGAAUGCCAAGUCCUAAAGAGGACAAGGCACAGGAAUUUAAUAAGGAUCAUCACAAUUUGCAGUAGGCCAGAUUUUAAGGCUCUUGUUCUUCCACUGAUGUCAAACGGAAGCUUGGAGAGGCAUCUCUACCCAAGCCAUGGAUUGAAACGUGGUCUAGAUUUGAUACAGCUAGUGAACAUAUGCAGUGAUGUUGCUGAAGGAGUGGCCUAUUUGCACCAUCAUUCUCCAGUUAAAGUUGUACACUGUGAUCUAAAACCGAGCAAUAUUCUUCUUGAUGAUGACUUGACAGCUUUGGUAACUGAUUUUGGAAUUGCAAGGCUGGUUAAAGGGGGUGAUGAGAGUGCUAAUGUGAAGGAAACAAUAUCCUUCAACUCAACAGAUGGCUUAUUGUGCGGGUCUGUUGGCUACAUAGCUCCUGAAUAUGGAUUGGGCAGAAGUGCUUCAACUAAGGGAGAUGUGUAUAGUUUUGGGGUCCUUUUAUUGGAAAUCGUUACAGGAAGACGCCCUACAGAAGUUCUUAUUGAUGAAGGCUCAAGCUUGCAUGAAUGGGUUAAGAGUCACUUCCCCCAUAAGCUGGAUCCCAUAGUUGAACAUGCUCUUGAUAGGUGCACCCCAUCAGUCAUGCCAAAGGAAUACACCAAAAUAUGGAGAGAUGUGAUUCUAGAAAUGAUUGAGCUUGGCCUUAUGUGCACACAGUUCACACCUUCAACUAGACCAACCAUGCAGGAUGUAGCCCAUGAAAUGGGACGGUUGAAGGAUUAUCUCUCUAAUACUUCCUCAUCACUGCCAAUUGAAGAAGUGCCUCCUAAAACUGAUGAUGUUUGAUUAUGAAAAUGGUUACAAGAAAAUUGAAACUCAACUGAAAUUUCAGAUUUAUUUUGAUUUGUUGAGUACUAAUUACAUUUGUUUGAUUAGUUUUUAAUUUGUAAAGACAAUUCUAAUGGAUACUUAGUUUACCAUUGGUUCCUCAGCCACAGAUGUUAUAUAUUGUUUUACUUUU
This is a messenger RNA of Quercus lobata, 3127 nucleotides long. RefSeq names its product putative leucine-rich repeat receptor-like serine/threonine-protein kinase At2g24130. The record is from RefSeq and is a predicted model, not a curated record. Gene Ontology annotation, biological process: protein phosphorylation. Gene Ontology annotation, molecular function: protein kinase activity; protein binding; ATP binding. NCBI's taxonomy places the organism in Eukaryota, Viridiplantae, Streptophyta, Magnoliopsida, Fagales, Fagaceae. The transcript is spliced from 2 exons. The coding region runs from base 1 to 2952 and encodes 983 amino acids.